Molecule: messenger RNA, 7538 nt
Organism: Neofelis nebulosa (Clouded leopard)
Lineage: Eukaryota; Metazoa; Chordata; Mammalia; Carnivora; Felidae
Product: spermatogenesis-associated protein 31A6-like
Exons: 4
Coding region: 115-4332 (1405 amino acids)
Source: RefSeq, a predicted model, not a curated record
CCCAUUCUCAGGAACCCUUUGUGACAAGGCUUUAGCUCUGUGAUGCAGGCCUAGGGCUCUGUCCCCAAGUGAACUACCAGUGCUCAGUUGCCUGAGGACAACAGAUUUCCAAAGAUGGAGAAUUUCUUUUCUCUGAGAAGCACUGGUACCUCCUGGCUGAGCUCUGGUCCCACCUCCUGGGUGAUUGAUGCCAUCUUUGCCUUCCUGUGUGGACUGGGGCUCUUCCUUCUGUUACUCCCUUGUUUUCAGAGUAAUCCACCCUUAUCACCAGCUAAGAAAUAUAGAAAUAUCAGGAAGCAUCAAGUGGAGCUGAGGAGGAGGAGCAAGAGUAAGAAAAAAAGCGGAGCUUUGAAAGCUUGCAGAAAUUGCCUGAAAGAACUGGAGGGAGCUCGCAGUCUGAUUUCACUUCUGCAAAGCUGCCUGGGGAGGCUCCCUGACAAGGGUGGCUUUCAUCAACUCUUAUGUCAAGACAUCCCUGGUGAGGUGUGCAAAGCAGUGCCUGCUGGAGCCCACCAGCCAUGCAGGGAGCCUAUGGAUGAUGCUGCUCCCACCAUGUCCCUGUUGGCUACCCCAGUUCCUCUGACUCAGCGCCCUCUACUUCUUGACUCAAUGACCUCUUCAGUUUCUGUUCAUUCCCACUCAUCUCUGAGUGCCUCUUCGCCACCAGAGCCUUUCCUUCCCCUCAACAGCCUUUUGCCCCAGCCACUUGCUCUUUCCCCUCUGCCUCCAUGUCCCCUUAAUUCAGAGGCCUGCCCUCCACCUCUGAGAGCCUCCUCUGCCCCACAACCUCCAGACUCUAUUCUGACUCUUCCUCAAUGUGACUCCUUGGCAUUCCCACCAAGCACCAUUCCACAGAGGUCAUCUCAUACCCCUUGGUCAGCUUCUGCUGUUCCAGCCAUCUCAGGCCUUGGCCACUCAAGUUGUCCCAUUUCAGCCUUGUCAUGGUGGCACACUGCUGCCAAAGCCCUGUGCCUCUCAACCUCAUCAAAUUAUGAGUCUCAGCAAGAACACCUUUCCCACCACUCACCAGAGGCCUCAUUCCGGGGAAACCCCACCAACAGACAGGUAGGAGUUGCUAGCCCCUCUUUGCUGAGCUCAGAUAAUCAGAAGCUCCUGGAAAUACAAGUCACAAAGAGAGUCAAGGUCAAGAUUUGGAAAGAAAAAGAAAAAGAUGAAUCAUAUCCAAAACAAACGAGCCCAGACUACCACCUGAAUUCUUUGGGGAAUAUGUUGAAGUCACUGAGUCCUGAACAGAACACAAGCCUACAACACUUCUGGAGUACAAAAGGAAAACCAGAGCAGCUGCCUGGUCAUCAGAAGCUCUCAUAUCCUAAGGUCUUGGGACACCAUCUACAGCAGAAAUAUAACCAACUUUUCUGGGGUCUCCCCUCUCUACACAGCGAAUCUCUGGUGGCUACUGCCUGGAUCUCUGAGUGCUCUUCAGUGCCACAGUCUUCCUCUUUCUUAUUCAAUGGAAUCUCAAGUGCCUGCCCAACUCAAAUGCAGGGUAAACUAUCUCCACUGCUUUCUCAGUCCCAGCCCCCGUCCCAACUGGAGUUCCAAUCUCAACCCUUGGUUUCAUCUGUACCUCAAUUUCAACCACCAUCUCUGGCUCAGAUCCUGACCCAGGAUCAUUGCCAAUCCUCUCUUCCAAUCCUAUCACCUUCGCCACCUCAGAUUGAGGCCUGUGAAGUAUCUUGCCCUAUAGCCCAGGAUAAGUCACAAUUUCUCAUCCCACCUGAGAUUCAACAUCCAGAAUGGCCUUUGUUGCAGAAGCAACUAGAAAGUGGGUGGGCUUUAUCCUCUGUAAUCAAAAGAUCUCAAGAAGUCUUUAGUGUCUUCACUUCCAAUCUUCCUGAGGACAGUUGGGCAGUCUCCCUCCUUCCUGAGAACUUUCCAAUCAGUGCUGAACUCCGUAAGCAACUGGAGCAACACCUACAAAAGUGGCUUAUUGAACACAGGUGGGAGCUGCCCCGUAAGAUCCAAGAGUCUCUGGAACUAAGGCAGCUUCAGGGUGAAUUACCAGGGACAUGUCAGGCAAAGGGCAAGCGUGGACCCUCACGUCCCUCUGCAUGUGCAGGUAAAAGCAACAAGGAUACACAGAAAGUGGAGUUCCAGCUAAGCCAGGGCAUGGGCAAGGGCCUGGGGUAUAUUUUGGGGAAGGUCCCAAAAGAUCUCUCCAGGGACUCAGAAAGCUCCCUAAUGGGGUUUCAGGAAGUAAGCUCUGAAGAGUCAGAAUGUGACUUGGGGUUGUCAAUGAGUGACUCAGGGAGCGAUUUGCUAAAGAGCUUAGAUAAGAAUCUAGAAAACAUCCUGAAAGACCAUUUGGGUAGGAAGUUGGGGAAGAUAAGUGGGAGUUUGAUCCCUGUGAGUGUGCACAAAUCCUGGCUUGCAGUCAACCAUGCUUUUCCGAAGUCCAACACUCACAAGGAAAUCAGAAACCUAGGAAUCUUGAAGUGUUGGGGACCAUAUGUGAACACCUCCCACAGGGUUUCCUUCCUCAAUCCAGACAUUCAAGAAGUGCUGGAAGCACAUAUUAUAAGGUUUUGGGUGAGGCACAGGUGGGGUCUACCCCUCAAGGCUCUUAAGCCCAUAAAUCUAUUUAAGUUGAAAAAGGUUCAACCUUUGCCCAUUCUGCAGUUUGCCUUUAACCCCUCAGCCACCUGUGUGUCUGGAACUGCCUCAAUAAUCAAAUCUGCUGAAUCCCUGAGAAGAAGACCUUCUCAGGCAUGUCUGGGAAAGAAAGUUGUAGCAGAAGAGUCAGGUCUCACCCUGGAGAGACCUCUCCUUGCCCCUUCACCUAUGUAUGGGGAAAUCCAGAGGGCCCUGGUAAGGACCCCAUCUGAUGACAACCAGGGGUCCUCAAAGGCCUCUCUGACUGGACAGGAUAGCAGGCCACCUUCUCAGUCCUUCACACUCAACCUCAUGGGCAGAACUCCGCAGAGUGAUUCUGCAGAAUGGGCUGAGAAAAGCAGCCUAGAGCUGAGUCCCAGUUCAGCAAUGGCUGGGAAUGAGCCAAGAGAGGAGAGUGAGGAUUGGGUCUCACAAGACCCCUGCCAUAGGGUAGCAAUGCUGAAGAUGAACUUAGGACCCCAAUAUCUUAGGUCUGAAAAGGCUAGGGAGGCAGUGGAGGCCAAGCCUCCUACUCUUCAGCCAAGACCCAUCUUGGGAACCAAUGUGCUCACAAAACCCCAAACCAUAAAUGCACAUAUGGGGGGUUUAGAUACCAGUAAAAAACUUUCUAGAAUGUCUGCUAUCCAAGAUCUUGGAGAGUCAUGCCUUAACACAGAGGUUAGUGAAUUUAAGUCCAAAUUGAAGAUAAAGCCAGAGAGCCAGUCUCAAGACUGUCCUACACACGUAAUCCUUGCUGUAGACAACUUGGCUUCUCAGGCACCUCAGUGUUAUCCCCAGACAGUGCCCACUGGAGACAAGAUAGCUUCCCAGAUGCUGUAUGGCUUAACGGCAAACCAAAGGAGCUGCUUAAGGCAGAAAGAUCCCAUGAACUCUGGACUUCAGGACUCACGGAAGAGCCAGAGCAAGAUGACUGCCUCUACUUAUAAGAGAGAGGACUGUAGGAGGCCCAACUCAGGAAAGAAUAAAGAACGGUUUGAAGAAUUGAGGACCUCUCAAGCUGAAAGUAUGAGUCAUCUUUCCCCAGUCAGAGGAAUAGUAGACUCUGUUAGGAACAGAUGCAUACAGUUCCUGCCAGAGAAGAAACAAGGUCCUCCAGAAAACCUUUUCAGAAAAAGGAUGAGGCACUUUUUUCAAUGGAUUUUCCCCAAUAGAAAAGUCAAAGGUCAGAACACCAUGCAAAAAUGUAAGCCAAUAAUAGCCUCUGCCAAGAGCCAAGGACCAGUCAAAAGCAGAUCAAUUAUGGCUAAUGAGACUGCUGAGGCUCAGGCACUCAUGACAGCUGUUGGACAAAUUCUAGAGGAGAAAAUGGCAAUCCACCAUGGACUUCAUGGCACAAAGUUAAAUGAGCACAAACAGGAACUCCAAGCACCAGUAUGUGGGUGUUUCUGCUACCACAGGGUUCCCUUCUACCCAGAGCAUGGGAGAAUGAGUUAUACAGCCCACAAUCACCAAGACACCUCCAAUGGUCAGAGUAGCUCUUUCAAGGAAAGGCAGGUUAAACACCGACAGUCCUUGAAAAGUGUAAGAUUCGAGGAUGAGCAACUGGACCCAAGGCACCUCCCAUCCUUGCCUCCCAAGAAGACUUUGUCUCCAGUCAGUCCCUGCCAGUAUAGCCCAAGGAUGCCAGGUGCCCCAGGCUACCAUCAACACUGUCCACGGCACUGUCUUCUUCAGGCCUCCCUGUUUGGUCGAUCAUAAAAUACUUCUUUAGCCUUUCCUAGUAGGAAAAUAUGUCUUCAAGAAAAAAAUUAGUCCAUGUAAAGAAAGUGUUUUUUUUCUCAUUAGCACAUCCAAAUACCUAAUAUUCCCCAAUAUAUAUGUUUUCCCCCCAAAAGAGGGUAGUAUGGUUGAUUUUGUCUGUGCUGUGCUCAGUAUGUACUUUGGCUUCUAGAAGGGAAGAGAAUGGAGGGAUUUUGGCCUUGGGCAUUGUAGGCUUGCUCUUUAUCCUUUCAUUAUACAUUGUUUUCAUGAUACUGUCAUUAUGCAAACAAAAACUACCCUAAAAAGAUGAGAAAUACCUAUGAAGACCUUACCCAAGAUCUGGCUCAACUUGCCUUUUUCCUGCUUCCACUCUACUUUGAAAUUUAUACAGCUAUAGGGGAUAGGUUUCCAGACAUCAUGGGGCUGGACUCAGGGUCCCACUCAGGCUCCAGGAAGUAUCAGAACCAAGUGGAUUGAAAUUUGGUAGAGGGUACUAGGCCUAAAGUUCAGAAGCAGGAGAAAUCCUUUUCCUGGAUCUCUUGGUGAAGAAUAGAGGGCACUUGCUCUUGAGAGCCCCUUCUGUCUCUUGUGAAGAGCUGAGGUUGAGUUAGGCCCUGUGAACCCCUCUGAGCUUAGCUUUAAUGUCACCCUCUUCCACCUCUGCCUUUCCUGUACUUCCAGUGAUGAGGAUGGCACUUCCAGCUCUGAGUAUGUGUAAAUGAGAGAACAUCAGGGAAGUUGCUAAGGGCUAUGUUCACCUUUACCCCAAAUGAAUAUUCAAGGGUCACCUGCUUUCCCUCUAUGUUAACCCCAGAGAAGGAGUUCUGGAUUAAUGAAACAGGAUUGAGUGUAUCUGUAUGUAGUAACUAUGUGACGGUUGAAUACUAUGAACUUAGAAUGGGAUGUGGGAGACAAGUUGAAAAGUUUGGAUCCAAAGAAAAAGGCAAAGUGGCACAUGGUGCCUAUAAAUUUGCAGUGAAUGAAGAGCCUCUGAUAUCCCACCACCAUCUACAGGCCUGGAGGAAAGAAAAAGUUAAGGGCCCAGUGGCUCAUCAUACCCCAUCAUGGUCUCCACCCCACUUCAGCUCUAAGAUCACAGACAUAGAGAAGCCACUUUUAUAUCCAGAACAGAUGGUCAAAUUUGUAGAUGUAAAGCAAAUGAGGGAAGGUUAAUCUCCUAAUAAUAUAUUUAAUACACUUACACAUUGUCACCUCUUGAAUUCAAGAAUUCAGGUGGAAAAGCCAGGAUUAGGGAGCUUCAGAUGUAACUCCCAGUCUGGUGACCUUUAUUUAAACACAGGGCUGUAGAACUGCUCCUCAAGGAGUGGUGGGGAGUUAAAAGGCCCAGAGACUGGCCUGCAAUCAUGUAGUAAGUCUCGUCUGGCUCCCAGUCCUUGCAUACUCCAGAGUCUAGCAGAUGAGGCCAUCAGACAGGAUUUGUGAAAUGGGAGUUGGGGAGAGCAUGGAAAUGACCUGUUCAAAAUGGGGAGGUAUAGCUCAGGAGUGGUCCACUGCUCUCUCCACUUCUAGCACAGGUUUCCCCCUCCCCUGGCCUCUAUCCAUAUGAGAAAGCAAGAAGAUGAGCAAUUUCUCUAGCGUUAGUCUGUGCUUUGUGCACAGUAGGCACAGCUGCAGAGGGCAUCAUUCCCAUGGUACAGAGUCUUGCUCCAGGAGAUGCCCUUGAUCCAGAGGAUAACAGGAAUGGGCCCCGUCCCCCAUGCCUGUCAGGAUGCCCAACAUGUGGGACCUGGGGUGGAGGGGCAGAGUGGGUUUAAGCCUGCUUGUGUCACUGGUUUCUCCCUGGAGCCAGGUCUUGCCUCUGGGACCCAAUUCCUGAGUCAGCCUCCAGAGUGGGUCCAGCAAUGUAAGUGGAGCCAAGACCUGUGGAAAGGGAUUGGGACCCAGCACAGACAGCACCUUGGGGCCCUUGGGAGCUUAGGAGAGGGUGGGACAGAGCAAGGGGCCCUGAGCCUGGUUGCUAUUAAGUCUUCAAAGGGCACUGAGAGUUGAGUUCUGGGACAGGAGUAGGGGCUAGAUGUGGACCACAUAGCCCCUGCCAGAAGUGCUGCAGAUGGGGAUGCUGACGGAACAGAAAAGAAACAAACAACAACACAACCCCUCCCCCACCCCCACCCCUCAAACACAAAGAAGCAAGUGCCUUCACCCUUCUGUUGCUCAGAUUUCCAUAAGGUGUGGCAAGGCCAGAAAUGGAGACACCCACACAGAGACACUUCAUGCAGAGACAACACAGAGACACUUCCCAGCAAAGAGAACACACAGACCUUACAGAGACAACUCUCAACAGAGACCUCUCUCACACAGACACCUUCCAUGGUGACUAGAAUAUUGCCUUAUAGAGACCUCACACUGAGACCUCGUAUAGGGACUUCAUGUUGCCCCACAGAUUCUCAGACAGAAACCUAGUACAGAUUUCAGAGAUUUUCCAGAGACCUAACAGCAAACCUAUCAAGACUUCCCAAUGGUACCUUCCAUACAGACCUCACGCAGAGACCUCACCCAGAAACAACACUCAGAGACAUCACAUGGCCUCAAAAAGACCUCACAUAGAAACCUCACAGAAAGACUUCAUCUACAGACAGUGCACAGAAAUCUUUCACUGCCUCACAGACAUUUCACAUUGAGACCUUACACAGAUACCCCAUAGAGACUCAACACAAAGACCUCACAGAGACCUCGCAUCCAUUUUUCAAGAUCCCAAACAAAUAUUGACAAGUCCUUGGUAAAUAUGAAACUAGCAUACUAGCAGCACAAGAGGGAUUGUCAGUUAUGCCCCUAUUGCAAUCCUCAAAACACUCAGGCAUUGUCAGCAUUGUGCUAAAUGGGGGACUCUGCUUGGGGAAAUGCUUGGGAAUUUUUUUCUUUUGUAAUGUUAUUGACUCUGAACAAAAGAAUUACUGAUUCUACGUGUAGAUUUGCAAAAUGAAUUUCCACAGGUGCCCAUUAACUUGAGAAUCACAAUUUUUAAACACAACUAAAACAGUCUCCAAUGAGAGAAAAUAUCUUAUUUGUCCAGUUUUAGUUAUUAUCCAGCCAAAUGGUGUCACUGUUGCAUAUUUUUUUUUUAUUCUCUUGGGGACAAGACCUGAACUGCAAAUGGCUUACUUAUUUACUUUGAAAACAUAAUAAAGACCUGCAACAAAUGGACUCUAGAAAUGAAAUAAACCAGAAAAGAGGUGUCUGGA